AUCUUCAAAAUACAAAUUGUUCUUCACUUCCUUACUCAAAUCCUCCAAAUGGGAACCCUAAAAAAUUCGCCAUAUUUUCUGAUUCUGUUUGUAGUUACGUCACUGACAAGCUUGUCAUUGGUUAAUGUAGAAGCAAAAACACAUUGGCAAGACGUAGAAGUUCUUCAGCAGCUUAAAAACAAGGUCGAACCAAACUCAGUGAGUCCAGGUUCUUGCUUGAGUUCAUGGGAUUUCUCAGUUGAUCCAUGUGAUAGUUUAUUCAGUGAGAAAUUCUCAUGUGGGUUCAGGUGUGAUCUCGUCGUUUCAGACAUGACCCGAGUCACCGAACUCGCUCUUGAUCAGCCUGGUUACACUGCUUCACUCGCUUCCAUCAACUGGAACUUACCUUACCUACAAAUUCUUGAUCUUUCAAGUAAUAACUUCUACGGUGAUAUCCCCGAGUCAUUCUCAAACCUAACUCGUGUAACCCGACUCAGUCUGUCAAGAAACUGGUUUGCUGGUCAGAUACCCUCAUCGAUUGGCUCACUGAGUAGCCUGGAAGAGCUUUUUCUCGAUAACAACAUACUUCAAGGCACAAUCCCAUCAAGUUUCAAUGGUUUAAUUAGUUUAAAAAGGCUCGAAAUUCAAUCCAACAAGCUUUACGGUGAGUUUCCCGAGUUGAGUUCUUUAAAGAAUCUCUACUUUUUAGAUGCUAGUGAUAAUGCCAUAUCAGGAACACUCUCACCAUCCUCAUUCCCACCAUCUUUAAUUCAAAUCUCCAUUAGAAACAACUCUCUACAAGGAACCAUACCAGAAAAUCUCAAAAAUUUAGGGUUUCUUCAAGUUUUAGAUCUAACCCACAAUAAACUAACCGGGGCUGUUCCUUCAUUUCUCUUCACACACCCCUCACUUCAACAGCUGACUCUCUCGUUCAAUUCCUUCACGUCCGUACAAUCUCCAUGGCCGUUUUUUUCAUUAGCUUCGACGAACACUAUCCAAAGCGAGUUAAUUGCUAUGGAUUUGAGUAACAACCAAAUUCAAGGCUUUUUACCGGCAUUUCUUGCAUUAAUGCCGAAGCUGUCUGCUUUAUCACUGGAAAACAAUAAAUUUACGGGAAUGAUACCGACCCAGUUUGCCAUUAAAGCGGCUCUUGGGUCGUCAGGAUUGGUGUUGCCGUUUGAGAGAUUGUUGUUGGGUGGUAAUUAUUUGUUUGGGGCUAUUCCAGUGGCAUUAAUGGAGCUUAAAGCAGGGUCUGUUGACGUUAGGUUGAAUGAUAAUUGCUUGUUUAGAUGUCCUACCAGUUUGUUUUUCUGUCAAGGUGGUGACCAAAAAUCUUUAGGGGAGUGUAAGAGCUUUAGCCCUUUUAUUCCUUAAUUUAGAUAAAAAAGACAAAUGACUUCAUGUGAUUAUGUAUUAUUAUUAGUGUAUUUUUUGUUUGUUAAUAAUCAUGAGUAUGUGUUUUCCCUUUUA
Messenger RNA from Mercurialis annua (annual mercury), 1449 nucleotides. Its product is annotated as receptor-like protein 35. The record is from RefSeq and is a predicted model, not a curated record. The transcript has a single exon. Bases 49 to 1353 code for a protein of 434 amino acids. Gene Ontology annotation, molecular function: protein binding. NCBI's taxonomy places the organism in Eukaryota, Viridiplantae, Streptophyta, Magnoliopsida, Malpighiales, Euphorbiaceae.